This is a messenger RNA of Cinclus cinclus, 1134 nucleotides long. RefSeq names its product zinc finger DHHC-type palmitoyltransferase 2 (gene ZDHHC2). NCBI's taxonomy places the organism in Eukaryota, Metazoa, Chordata, Aves, Passeriformes, Cinclidae. Gene Ontology annotation, molecular function: protein-cysteine S-palmitoyltransferase activity. The coding region runs from base 1 to 1134 and encodes 377 amino acids. Gene Ontology annotation, biological process: peptidyl-L-cysteine S-palmitoylation; protein targeting to membrane. The record is from RefSeq and is a predicted model, not a curated record. Gene Ontology annotation, cellular component: Golgi apparatus; endoplasmic reticulum. The transcript is spliced from 12 exons.
AUGCGGUGCGGGAAGAUGGCGGCACCGCCGGCAGCCGGGGCGCCGGGCGCUUGGGGCGGCGUGCGGCGGCGCUGCCAGCGGCUGCUCUACUGGGUGCCGGUGCUCUUCAUCUCCAGCAUCCUCUGCUGGUCCUACUACGCCUAUGUCACCCAGCUCUGCCUGCUGACAAUGACAAAUAUCGGAGAAAAAGUUGUGUGCCUGGUGGCUUACCACACAUUUUUCAUGCUGUUCGUCUGGUCAUAUUGGAAAACAAUCUUUACGCUACCAAUGAAUCCUUCAAAAGAAUUUCAUCUAUCAUAUUCAGACAAGGAGUCCCUAGAGAGGGAGCCUAGAGGUGAAUCCCAGCAAGAAGUCUUAAGACGGGCAGCCAAGGACCUUCCUAUCUAUACACGGACAAUGUCUGGAGCAAUCAGAUAUUGUGACAGAUGCCACCUUGUAAAACCAGAUCGUUGCCAUCACUGUUCAGUAUGCGACAAAUGCAUUUUGAAAAUGGAUCAUCACUGCCCUUGGGUGAACAACUGUGUAGGAUUCUCCAAUUACAAAUUUUUUCUUCUCUUCUUGGCUUACUCGCUACUGUAUUGCCUUUUCAUUGCUGCAACAGAUUUGCAAUACUUUAUAAAGUUUUGGACAAAUGGCCUUCCUGAUACUCAAGCCAAGUUCCACAUCAUGUUUUUAUUCUUUGCUGCAGCUAUGUUUUCUGUCAGUUUGUCUUCUCUCUUUGGGUAUCACUGUUGGCUUGUCAGCAAGAAUAAAUCUACAUUAGAGGUAUUCAGAGCUCCCAUAUUUCGUCACAGAACAGAUAAGAAUGGCUUUAGCCUGGGCUUCAGCAAAAACCUAAGGCAGGUGUUUGGUGAUGAGAAGAAAUACUGGCUGCUGCCUGUGUUUUCAAGUUUAGGGGAUGGUUGCUCCUUUCCAACUUGCCUUGUUAAUCAGGAUCCUGAGCAAGCUUCCACACCUGGUGGACUUAAUUCAACAUCCAAAAAUGAGAACCAUCUGUUUCCUGCAAAGCCGUUGCGUGAUUCCCAGAGCCACCUACUUACAGAUACCCCAGCUUGGUCAGAAACUGCUGCAAAGGCUGAAAAGGGCAAAGUUGGUAUGAGCAAUCCUGCAUUAACCAUGGAAAAUGAAACUUAA